Vigna unguiculata (cowpea) is the source of this 2127-nucleotide messenger RNA. RefSeq lists its product as uncharacterized. Gene Ontology annotation, biological process: glucan catabolic process. The record is from RefSeq and is a predicted model, not a curated record. Lineage: Eukaryota; Viridiplantae; Streptophyta; Magnoliopsida; Fabales; Fabaceae. Gene Ontology annotation, molecular function: beta-glucosidase activity.
AUUCAUAGAGCAUGCACAUUGAGACGCACAUUUUCUCUCUUUUUUCUUUUCCUCUCUUCUGUGUUUCUCUGUGACCUAGUUGCACCGAGGAGAAGAAGAAAAUGGCGAAAGUGAGUAUCUUUUUGUUGGGGUUUAUGCUGUUGCAUUGCUGGGUUGCCAUGAAUGAGGCAAAGUACGUGAAAUAUAAAGAUCCAAAACAACCUUUGAAUGUUCGAAUCAAGGAUCUGAUGGAUAGAAUGACUUUAGAGGAAAAAAUUGGACAAAUGACACAGAUCGAACGUAAGGUUGCUUCUGCAGAAAUAAUGAAGAAGUAUUAUAUUGGGAGUGUGCUGAGUGGGGGUGGCAGUGUUCCAAAGGCACAAGCUUCUGCAGAGGAUUGGAUUAACAUGGUGAAUGAUUUUCAAAAGGGUUCUUUAUCAACUAGAUUGGGGAUUCCUAUGAUAUAUGGGAUCGACGCUGUUCAUGGAAAUAAUAAUGUAUACAAUGCAACAAUUUUUCCUCAUAAUAUUGGGCUAGGUGCUACCAGGGAUCCUAAACUAGUGAGGAAAAUUGGAGCAGCAACUGCUCUCGAAGUUAGAGCUACUGGAAUUCAAUAUGCCUUUGCACCUUGCAUAGCAGUUUGUAGAGAUCCUAGAUGGGGAAGAUGUUAUGAAAGUUAUAGUGAAGACCACAAAAUAGUUCAAGCUAUGACUGAGAUCAUUCCAGGUCUGCAAGGUGAAAUCCCGGCAAACUCGCCAAAGGGUGUUCCAUUUGUUGCUGGAAAGAGAAAAGUUAUAGCCUCUGCAAAGCACUAUGUUGGGGAUGGAGGAACCACAAAGGGAAUUAAUGAGAACAACACAGUGAUAAGUAGACAUGGAUUACUUAGCAUUCACAUGCCAGCCUAUUAUAAUGCAAUCAAGAAGGGUGUUUCGACUGUCAUGGUCUCUUAUUCAAGCUGGAAUGGAAAAAAGAUGCAUGCCAAUCAUAAUCUAAUCACAAAGUUUCUUAAGAACCAUUUACACUUUAAGGGUUUUGUCAUAUCAGAUUGGCAAGGAAUUGAUAGGAUCACUACCCCUCCUGAUGCUAAUUACACAUAUUCCAUUUAUGCUUCAAUCAAUGCUGGAAUUGACAUGGUAAUGGUUCCCUUGAACUUCACAGAAUUCAUAGAUGGCUUAACCUUAUUGGUGAAAAGUAAUGCUAUACCAAUGAACCGAAUUAAUGAUGCAGUAAGGAGAAUUUUGAGGGUAAAAUUUGUUAUGGGCCUUUUUGAGGACCCUUUGGCCGAUCAUAGUCUAGUUCACCAACUUGGGAGUAAGAAACAUAGAAAAUUGGCUCGGGAAGCUGUGAGAAAAUCCUUGGUUCUAUUGAAGAAUGGUGAAAAUCCUAACCAACCACUUAUCCCUCUUCCUAAAAGAGUUCCAAAGAUAUUGGUUGCUGGAAGCCACGCUGAUAAUCUAGGAUAUCAAUGUGGUGGUUGGACCAUUGAAUGGCAAGGAGUUACUGGAAACAAUGUCACCAAAGGUACAACAAUCCUCAGUGCUAUAAAAAGCACAGUUCAUAAAGAUACCGAGGUAGUCUACAAAGAAAAUCCUGAUUUGGACUACGUCAAGUCCAAUAAUUUUUCAUAUGCCAUUGUGGUAGUUGGAGAGAAACCAUAUGCUGAAACAAACGGUGAUAGCUUGAAUUUGACAAUCUCUGCACCUGGGCCAGAAACCAUAGAGAAUGUGUGUGGACAAGUCAAAUGUGUUACUGUGAUAAUCUCUGGUCGUCCUGUGGUUAUACAACCAUAUGUUGACAAAAUUGAAGCUCUUGUUGCUGCUUGGCUUCCUGGUACGGAGGGAAAUGGUGUGACUGAUGUCUUGUUUGGUGAUUAUGGUUUCAGAGGCAAGCUUCCAAGGACAUGGUUCAAAACUGUUGAUCAAUUACCAAUGAAUGUUGGAGAUAGUCAUUAUGACCCCCUUUUCCCCUUUGGAUUUGGCCUUAAAACCAAAUCCCACAAAGCCAAUUAGGAAUUCAAAAUUAUGUGUUUUAGAAUUUUAGUCCAUUUUCUAUGCAUACAGUUUCUUGUUUCGUUUUCUAUUUAAUUUAGUAUAAUACAUUGUUAUUCUCCUAUUUAUCUUCAAAUUUGGAAAAUGAUGUGCUUGGAUG